Molecule: messenger RNA, 4098 nt
Organism: Eleginops maclovinus (Patagonian blennie)
Lineage: Eukaryota; Metazoa; Chordata; Actinopteri; Perciformes; Eleginopidae
Product: protein FAM83G-like
Exons: 5
Coding region: 821-3421 (866 amino acids)
Biological process (GO): signal transduction
Molecular function (GO): protein kinase binding
Source: RefSeq, a predicted model, not a curated record
UGGGUCCUAACAGGAGGGUGGAGUUAACAGCCUCUCUUUCCUAACCAACUACCGGACACUCCGCCUUUCUGCCCCGGUGAUAGAGCUUCCGUUGCCGGAUUCCUUGGGCAGACACACACCACUGGACCAGCACUCGAUUAACUUUUUGUCUGGAGAAGCGUUAUCAAGAAACAUACGGAAAAAUAAACCGACGUGAACUCGCACCAAGUGAAGAAUGAGACACGUAGGCGCCACGUGAUCUUUACCAGCGUUUGUCUUUCGGGGAACUCAACAGUUGAAUCAGUAAGUGGUUUUUAUACAUCCAGGAUUAGAAAAGACAAAAAGAGAGGAAAAGUGCCUCGUCAGCACAGCAGUAAGCUUUAGUCACCAACAGUUUCAACACUUUUAAAGGAGGAUUAAUGACUUCUCUGUCAAGUAUGUGUUCCGCUUUAGUUUGACUCACAGGCGGUCACUCAUCCACCCAGACAGCUGUCUGCCGUGCCCGGCGGCUGGAACCGCUGAACCGGGCUGCGGCUGGAUCUACCCGGCCUCCUGUCAGGUGAAAGGCGUGGCGUUGGGGGGAGUUGAUUUUGCUAAAGCAACACCUGAGUGUGUGUGUAUGUUUGAGUGUGCACAACCCUGAGUCUGUAUUGAGGGAACUGUUGCAGCGGUUUCUUUCCUUCAGAUGGAAAUAUGUUUAUCGCCACACGGGCCCAUGUCACGCGGACACGUUAUGGAGCUUAAUGUCAGUUUGUAAGUUUGACCCAACGGACCGACGAGAGGAAACUGGGUCAGCUUGGUUCUUUCCAUACUUUACUCUUUAUUGACCAGGGGAAAUACUAUGGCGCUGUCUCAGGUCCAGUGUCUGGACAACCACCACGUCAACUGGCGCGUGAGUGAAAGCAAACCGGAAUUUUUUUAUAGCGAGGACCAGCGGCUGGCGAUCGAGGUUCUCGUUACCAAGGGCCGAGAUGCAUUCGGGGACUUCAUACGCGAGACCGGCCUCCGGGAGUUUCUUUCGGAACCGGAGAUAGAGCGGAUUGAAUACACAGCGGAUGCCUAUAGGCCCGGACAUGAGCACCAUCAGAAGCCAGAUACCCCGGGGCCAGGGAACACCACACCGGGGCCAGGGACCAUGAUACCAGGCCCAGGGAACCUCACCCCGGGCCCAGGGAACCUCACCCCGGGGUCUGGGGAGUACGGGGGGGACGGAGAGGUGUCGCUGCAGUACUGGCCGGAUCGGUCGGAGGCGUCAGUUGCGGAGCUGGACCUCGGGUGGCCCGAGGCAAGUUCAUACCGAGGGGUCACACGUGUGACCGUGUACACCCAACCUCCAACCGAGGGGCACACGCACAUCAAGGAGGUGGUGCGCAAGAGCAUCGCAUCGGCCCAGAAGGUGAUAGCCGUGGUGAUGGAUGUGUUUACAGACGUGGAUAUCUUUCGGGACCUGCUGGAUGCAGCCUACAAACGCAAAGUUCCUGUGUACAUAAUUAUUGACAUGGCUGCAGUCCCCUGCUUCCUCUCCAUGUGUGGCAGAGCUGAUAUGCACCGUGGACAUCUAAAGAAUCUGCGUGUGCGCUGCUGUGGUGGGGUUGAGUUCUUCACAAGAUCUGCACAGAAGGUGCGUGGAGCGCUGAGCCAGAAGUUCCUCCUGGUAGAUGGAGACAGAGCCAUCUCUGGUUCAUACAGCUUCACCUGGUCCUCAUCUCGUUUGGACCGUAACCUCAUCACAGUGAUCACGGGGCAGGCAGUGGAGACCUUCGACAUCCAGUUUUGCGACCUUUACCUCGUGUCCAGAGGUGUGUCCCUCCACAAAGUCCCCAUGGUAGAUGAGCCGAUCCCUGACACGGUCCCUCAGGCCGCUCCAGCUCCGGUGUCUGCUGCUGUAGCAAGGAAGCUCAUCAAUCCCAAAUAUGCUCUUGUCACCACGGGAACUCACGCAAGUGCCAAUUCUUCUGAACAAAAUUCCAGCAACAGGAACUCCCGCCAUCCCACUGGGCUAAAGUUUCCGAAAGCACGUGUUAGGGGGGUCAUCGAAGAGCCACCCUUGCAUCCGGGAUUAGCCCAUCUGGAAAAAGCAUACCUGAUCCCGUACUUGCCCACCUGGCCAGAGCCCGACCCACCAAGCGAUGUGAUUGGCUUUAUCAACAUCAGGGAUGAUAAGCGAGCCAAUCAGGUCCACUUACAGAGGUCGGAGAGGUUUGAGACCAGCCAGGCUAUACGCUUCAGCGCACCACUGACGCUACCGCCGCAGACUGAGAACCCUGCUUCAGUUCGGGAUGCAAAAGCUACAGGAGAUGCGGAGAAUCCAUCUGGGAAUACAAACGUCUCUACUCCUGCGAGUCCAACCAACAAACAGCUAAAAGAGCAAAUAGACAUAGCUCCAAAUAAAGACCAAACUGAUGGUAUAGAUUCUAGAGGGCCCCCUCAGCAGCCCAACAAACCUUUGCCACAAGACACACACAAACUGAAUGAAACAUCGCCAUCCAAUGUUACUGCUGACUCGCAGCCAACAGACAUUGCUAAUCAAACUGCAGAGACUCAACCUGCAGCACCUCCUGUCCCUAAACGCCGCACUUUGCAGUUAGUCAUAAACCCCGCCUCCCCAGAGGAACCCGGUCAACCACAGGUCACUCUGAUGAAAAUUGACCAAUUGGAAAGUCUCGAUGGCUUCAACAAAAAAGAAAACCAGGUGGAGCCAGGCCGUGGCCGCAUGACAUCUAAAGAGGACGACAGGGACUCAGCCAGCACCGGCGAGGGCAGCCAGGACAGUACCAAGGUCAUGUGCGACCGAGGGGUCAUUGAUGCCCCAUCAAGCACCUCUACAGCAUCAGAGGAGGAGUUUUAUGAAUGUCCCACGACAGAGCCGAGUGAUCCGCUUAACACGGGAGUGAAGGCGGGGUCGGGCCGCGGGCAUCGCCAAGGAGACGGGUUCAACAUGAUGGCCCGCCUCUCCCAGAGCAUGCUGGAUCUGCGGGAUCCAAGCAGUGACGAAACCUCUGACCUCAUCCGCCAAUCACAGCAGCUUCGCAGACAAGGGAACCCCUCACCGCACAGGCACAUAGGACAGUUGUUCCAGACCUCCAAAUCUCCGAGCCGUGACUCCCGACAGAGAGUCUCUCGUGUAAUCAUCGCCAAGCCUGGAAGUUUUCACCGCCCGACCCGAUCUGCUGCCCCGGUGAUCGGAGGACACCGUUACUGGCAGGGACAAACGCUGCAGCCUGAAUCGGCCCAGGCGCGCACAGAGAACCGCUCUGGACGGUCGCCAAGACGCCACAGCCCGGGAUACUGGAAGGCUGGUCAGGACGCGCCACGCAUGCCCACCAACCCAUCAGGGUUGCUAGGAGUAUCUUUCUCAAAACUCAGCAAUUUUAAACACUUAAGGGCACGUGGUGAUGCGUCGCAGAAGAAGGCGUCUGAAAACAACAAGGCUGAUAGGUAGAGGUGUGGGCGAGCGAAGGUACACCAUAAUGAUAGAGGAUACAGACAUCCUGCUAACAAAGUGUUGACUUUUCAGUGUGGAUUCUUCUCUAUCUCAUGGCAUGCGUGUCAUACCCUCUUUUCAAACCCUGCGGCUCAACAUAAAAUAACUUUCAUUUUCGACUAUGUUAACAAGAGUUGGCAGUUUGAAUUGAUAAUAUUUCUCAAGAAUAAAUUAAUCACCUUCAAAACCGGCGCUUCAAGGCUAAUAUCGCAGACUGGAUGGUUUUGGGAGUGUUUGGCUGUUAACGAAACCUUGGAGAAACAAACCAUAAACAAGAGUAUUGUAGACGAAAGAAAAUCUGCUGUGACCAAGUCUCCUCUGCAAACUCAGGCACUUCAGUCUUAAAAACUAUUCUUUAAAAAAGAUUUCUUAAUUGCAUUAACUGCUUUUUCUUACUCAGAAUUGUGUACUGUAAAUUGUAUUUUUUCCACAUCAAACCUAGACAAGUGCAUUGCAAGGUCAGUUUGUUAUGGCUCCUUGCUGGUAUAAGAGUCUCUGGUGUUGAUACGACUGUGAUUAGUUACUGAUGGUGUUAGGGUAGGGCUGCUGUGUUGAUAACUGGUAUAAAUGCAAUUUUAAACACUGAUGUGGGACCAAAAGUCAAAUGUUGUAAAUAAAAAGAAAAACUGUUGCUA